This is a messenger RNA of Ostrinia furnacalis (Asian corn borer), 857 nucleotides long. RefSeq names its product nucleoside diphosphate-linked moiety X motif 8. NCBI's taxonomy places the organism in Eukaryota, Metazoa, Arthropoda, Insecta, Lepidoptera, Crambidae. The record is from RefSeq and is a predicted model, not a curated record. The transcript has a single exon. The coding region runs from base 143 to 793 and encodes 216 amino acids. Gene Ontology annotation, molecular function: coenzyme A diphosphatase activity.
UGUUUUUGACAGAAGUCAGAAAAUUUGUGAUUCGCGAACGAAAUAGACUUUGGACAGCGAAUUUUAUCUUAUUUUGCCUCUAAUUUCACAUACAUUUUGCGUAUUAUGUAGUAAAUUAAUUUCUAAAAAAGUUGCUUUGAAUAUGUCACUAUCCCCGCAAGUGUUGCUAUCUAGCAUAGCUAGAGAACGAUGCAUAGCAAAGUUAAAGGAAUUGCCAAUCAUAUUUAACUUAAAGACGAAGCAGUCUGCAGCUGUUCUGGUUCCAAUAUGUGUUGAUAAGGGAAAAGUGUGUCUUCUGUAUACUCUGAGGUCUUCAAAACUGAAAAAUCACAGUGGACAAGUGUCAUUUCCCGGUGGGAAAAUGGAUGAGAACGAGACGAUAUUUGACACAGCUCUGAGGGAAACAGAAGAAGAAAUAGGUAUCCCCAAGGCCGAUAUAGACGUGUGGAGUGAAAUGCCAAAAGUGAUUGGCCGAAACAAGGAAGUUCUCAUCUCGCCAGUCGUGGGACUUGUUAAGAAUUUUGACGUGAACAAAUUGAAACCCAACUUGGAUGAGGUGGAAGAGAUUUUCACGAUCCCCAUGGAGGUUUUCUGUGACCCGACCAACCACGCGCAUAAUCUUUACGAAAAAAAUAUUCUGCCAAUUUUUUUCAAUGAAAAACAUACAAUUUGGGGCAUUACAGGUCUGAUAACUCACUUCUUUUUGCAAUGUUUUCUCCCUGAAAAUGAAUACAAAGUAGAUUUUUUGAGAAAAAAGUUGACUUUCGCCGAACUAAUGCCAGCCAAAUUAUAGAAAUUGCUAUUUUAGUUUUAAUUUAAUAGUACAAUCUCUGAGUUAAGUUUACUCAGUUCAACUA